Molecule: messenger RNA, 843 nt
Organism: Limanda limanda (common dab)
Lineage: Eukaryota; Metazoa; Chordata; Actinopteri; Pleuronectiformes; Pleuronectidae
Exons: 2
Coding region: 82-843 (253 amino acids)
Source: RefSeq, a predicted model, not a curated record
GAGGUGAGCAACAGUUUGAAGAAGAGGGACAUUGAGUUUGAGGCACGGCAGUUCCUCAAGUCCCAAAAGACCAGGCCUCCUAUGUUCAGAGAUCCCAGCAUCAUCAGUUUGGCUCAGGAGUUCUCCAGCAUCCUGAAGGAGCAGCAGCAGCAGCUCAUCACCUCCAAACACCUGGGCCCACCAGAGGUGGUGCUGGAGGUGGUGCCUAAGGUCCUUCAGGGCUUCUGGCUGCCUCCUGAAGACACCUGCCUGAACAUGCCGUCCCAGCACCUCAGUGUUCUGGCUGUUAGCCUGACCAAAGCAGUUGAGGACAAGGUCUCCAAACUUCUGCCCUCACUGCUCCUUGAAGUCAGCUUCACCCGCUCCACCAGGGACAAACUGGUCCAGUUGAUCCAGGACAGUGUUAGACGGAGCUUCCCUCCCCCCGUCCUGAUGGAGAAGAUCAGCUGCUUUGCAGUAGAUCUGAUGAAGUCCAUCAUCACAAUCGCAUCAAAUAAAAUUUGUGAGCUGUUUCAGCCACGGAUUUCAACAAAGGAGCCAAACACUGUUGCUGAAGAGGUGAAGCAGGAGCCUCAUCAAGAGUCAGCAUUCACUCCUCCACCACCAGCUCCUCCUGUGACUCCUCCUGCUGAGCCUGCUGUGGUCCUGGGUGAUGAGGGUCUCUCUCAAGUACCCACCAUCCCACCAGAUGCUGUGACUCCUCCUGCUGUCACCAGUACAAAGCAGAAGAACAUGGACCUCAAGGCCAAGACACAAAAGUUUAAAAAGUCUAAAAAGGCUCGGCUGAGUCCGUCCCUUCACUCACUGGUGAAGGAAAAAUCUCUGCUGCUCUUUUCUUACUAA